Molecule: messenger RNA, 1396 nt
Organism: Gadus chalcogrammus (walleye pollock)
Lineage: Eukaryota; Metazoa; Chordata; Actinopteri; Gadiformes; Gadidae
Product: microfibril-associated glycoprotein 4-like
Exons: 6
Coding region: 227-1015 (262 amino acids)
Biological process (GO): elastic fiber assembly
Source: RefSeq, a predicted model, not a curated record
AAAAUAACCAACAGUGCCGUCUGCUGACUACAAGAAGCCUGAAACAAGACCAACAAGACUGAGAAAUCCAACAAAUGGUGGUCUCUGUAGGAAAUGUAAAUGAAUGGUUGACGGUUGAAGGCCAUAAAUAUGCAGAGGAACAUAAGAAUAUCCCUGACACACAUUUGAGUAAGGAAUAACUAGGAUCUAAGUGUUGAAAAUCCAAGGCAGACCUGCAGCGAGGAAAAUGAUUGGACCUUUAGGCCUACUCGUCCUCUUGGUGGUGAACCUGGUGGUAGUGAGCGGCACUCCGGUGGUGCCGAGCGACACUCCGGUGGUAGUGAGCGGUACACCUGAGUCGCUUCCAGUGGAUUGCAGCGACCUCUAUAACAACGGCUUCGGUAACAGUGGCGUCUAUACGAUCUUUCCAGCGGGACCCACUUCCCCGGUUCAGGUGUUCUGUGAAAUGGGCAGCAUGGAUGCACCAGAUAGUAACAAAUGGACGGUCAUUCAAAGAAGGACUGAUGGCACCAUUAACUUCUACCGUGGGUGGGAACAGUACAAGACUGGAUUCGGACAAGCGCCAAGUGAAUACUGGUUGGGUCUGGAGAAUAUCCAUCUCCUGUCUGGGAAAAAAAGCUACAAGCUGAGAGUGGACAUGGAGGACUUCAAUGGCGCAAAGGUAUUCGCGGAGUAUUCCUCCUUCAACGUGGCCCCAGAGAAGGACGGCUACAGGCUCACGUUAAGUGGCUUCAAAGACGGUGGCGCGGGAGAUUCGCUGUUUGUUCAUAAUGGACAGAAGUUCUCAACGUUUGAUAAGGACCAAGAUUCUUAUCCUACAAACUGUGCAAAAACCUACCUUGGAGGAUGGUGGUACGCUAGUUGCCAUUAUGCCAACCCUAACGGGGAGUAUUUGUGGGGCGAAUCAGUCCAUGGCCUUGGAGUUAAUUGGAAUUCUUGGAAAGGAUGGACGUAUUCCUUAAAAGCCAUUGCAUUCAAGUUAAGUCCCCAACUGGAACUGGAUGUUAUUGGAUGAAUUGUAUUAGAAUUACAAUUCAUUUACAAUGUGAAUAUUUAGUUGACGAGGGUUAGGCCCGUUAUAUUAAGUCAUAAGUCAUUAUAUACAACGUCCACAUGUUAAGCAUCAGAUGGGAUUUCAGCAUUAUAUUGUUUAGGCCUUUUACUCAAUAAAGAAUGAGAACAUUUAUUUGUUGUAUUUUGAUUUUGGAGUAACACACGAGUACCACCAGAGAGGACGACAAAUCGAUCAGGUAAUACCCAAGUUCCGAGGGACCAGUGUGAUGAAGAGGCUGAUGUGCACACUUUGAUUAUCCUACUUCCACACCAGCCCACACGUCUGCAUUGUGAACCAUAUGCAGAGUUUCUCCACUCAAGCGUGGAUGUGAGAUCUACACAA